AUGGGAGUUCCAACCUUUUAUAAGUGGCUAUGUAGCAGAUAUCCCUUAAUAGUCAGGAGUUUAAAGGAAAGCAUAACAGAAGAUAAUGUAAAUUCAAAGAUAGAUCUGACACUACCAAGUGAAAAUGGUGAGUUCGACUGUUUGUAUUUGGAUAUGAAUGGAAUUAUACAUCCUUGUUGUAAUCCAAUAAGUAGUAUAGCUCCAAUUAAUGAAGCUGAAAUGUUUACAAGGGUCUGUGAUUAUAUUGAUAGACUAUUUUCAAUGAUAAGACCUAGGAGACUGUUAUAUUUAGCAAUAGAUGGGGUUGCUCCUAGAGCAAAGAUGAAUCAACAACGUAGUAGAAGGUAUAAGACAAGUAUGGAGAUUGAGAAUUUAAUGCAAGCUUAUAGUGAAGCUAAACAAGAAUUUGAGAAAUUAGGAUACAAGUGUCCACCUUACAAAGAAAAAUGGGAUAGUAAUUUAAUAACACCAGGGACUCCCUUUAUGGAAAGAUUAUCAGCUUGUUUACAGGUAUAUAUUAGACAAAAAUAUGAAUCUGAACCUGCAUGGAAGACAUUAUCAGUUAUAUUUUCUGAUGCAAAUAUUCCUGGUGAAGGUGAACACAAGAUUUUAGAUUUUAUACGAAAACAGAGAUGCAAUUCAAAUUAUGAUCCAAAUACUAGACAUGUGUUAUAUGGUGCAGAUGCUGACUUGAUAAUGCUUGGACUAUCUACACAUGAACAAAAUUUUUUUAUUGUAAGAGAAUCAAUAACAAAUGAUGAUGGUGCAUCACAAAUUUGUCAUUUAUACAAUAAAUUAUUAACAGAAAAUAGUAUAGAUAAAAGUGUAAACGCAAAUAAUAGAAUAAGAUUUGGGCCUAAUAAUUCCUCUAAUUUACGAAUAUAUUCCUGGUGGAAAGACCUCGAAAUGAUUGAUCUCUCAGUACUACGUGAAUAUCUUGCUUAUGAAUUUAAGGAGUUGGAGGAGAAAUUAUCAAUAAAUAGAGAGAAAUAUAUAGAAAAUAGUAAUAAUCCUGAGUGUACUAUUUCAACAGAGAUUCAUGAACAAGAUAACAAUAUGAAAUAUAGUAAAAUUAAUGAGAAGUUAUAUAAUUCGAAAUUUUAUUAUGAUUUAGAGAGAUGCAUCGAUGAUUUUGUUUUCUUAUGUUUUUUUGUUGGGAAUGAUUUUCUUCCAAAUUUACCAGCAUUUGGAAUUCAUAAAGGUUCUUUAGACCAGUUAUUAGCAAUAUAUAUUAAGGUACUACCUACAUUAGGAGAUUAUAUUACAUGGGAAGGUAAUAUAAAUGUAAAAAGCAUUGGAUUAUUUUUUUUUUAUCUGAAAGAUUUAGAAUUGGAUGUUUUAAAGGAGGAUACUAGAUUUAAUAAUAGAAAUAAUAUAUCAAAUAAAGAUCAGAAAGAUAUAUUUUCUAAACCAAAGAUAGAUGUUAAUAAAGUUAAAUUCAAUGGGAUAGAUGCUUAUUUUAACGAUCAUGUAAAUAGAAUUCUUCAAUUUAAGGAUAACAAUUGUGAAACUUACAUGACUGAUAAAGUUCGUCUUGGUGAUGGAGACGUUGAUAUAUGGAGAUUAAGAUAUUAUUCAAUUAAAUUUAAACUUGAUUUAUUAGUUCUAAAUUUAAAAGAUAUUAAUCAGGAUGAAACUAUUGAAAAUAAUUUGGAUAUAGAUAAAGAAACUAUAGAUAACAACUUAUAUCAGAAGCUUAGUGAAUUUUCUAGAGAAGUUGGAUACCAUUAUAUUCGUGGUUUAUCAUGGGUUUUGAAAUACUAUUAUCAUGGAGUUCCUAGUUGGGAUUGGUUUUAUCCUUAUCAUUAUGCGCCUCUAGUUGUAGAUCUUGCAAAUAUGGCAGCAUCAGAUUUAAGAAAAAUUGGUAUUAAAGAUGUUUCAAUUCCGGAUACUAUAAUAAAAAGUGUUAAUAUAUGUGAUGGAGAUUCAAAUAAUAUUUGUAAUGAAAAUGAGUUAUCAGUAAAUAGUAAUACUUUCAAUUUUAGUAUAGAAAAUGCAAUUUUAGCUCCUUUUUCACAAGGGGUUCCAUUUAGCCCUUAUCAGCAACUCAUGGCUGUCCUGCCUCCUAAUUCGGGCAAAAAGUGUUUACCUUUCAAAUUAUACCAAAUGAUGUCAGAUGAAAAAAGUCCUUUGAAAGAAUUUUAUCCAGAUAAGUUUAAGGAAGAUCCUAAUGGGAAUAAGCAGAGGUGGAAAUGGAUUGUAUUAUUACCAUUCAUUAAUCAAGAAAAGCUUUUAGAGCAUGUUAAACCACUGGAAGUACAUAUUUCUGAUAUAGAUAAAAUAAGGAAUAGGCAUGGGAUGAAUAUUAUUUAUACUUCUUACUUUUCAGGGUUAAGUAAUUUGUUUUUAAACAAUGGGCAAAAAAAUAAAAGUAUAGUGAAUUCUGAUAUACAGGAGAAUAAAAAUAUAUCAGAAGAUAUAUUCAAUAAUGAAAAGAGUACACAAAAUAACGAAAUUAAUCUUAUUAAGAUCCCAAAUGAUUUAACUAUCGGUAUAUUUGGUUUUGUGAAGAGACUUCAUAGCAAUAUAACUGAAAAAUUUAAGGAUCAGUGUAUUCUUCUACGUAUAGCUUAUAUUGAAGGAAAUGAAGAUUAUUUAAAUGUUGAUAUAUCUAAUACUUUUACUGAGUGGAGAUGUUUAAUUGAAAGUGGAUUUGGGACUGAUAUAAAAGUAGAAAAGUCAUUUUUCUUUUGUUGGUAUGAUCCUGGAGAGAACAUCAAGACUAUUCUAGCCAAAGUAUCAUCAUCUCAAGUUUCUAUAUAUCGUAUUGGAUUUGGAUCAAGACUUCUACCCAACACUGUGAAAUUGUCAGCUAUAUUACAAAAUUAUGAUUUGGAAGAUCAGAGUCGUAAAAUGAAGGGUUUUAGAGCUGGAUUAUCAAGAAAAAUAGUUUUCCGAUUAUUAUCGAUUUGGGGGUUACAAGAAAGUGAUGCAGAUAUUUCGAAUAGUCAAAUGAAUAGAAAGAGAGGAGCUUAUGUCUAUAAUGGCUAUAACAGAAAAAUUAGGCUAUACAGUGGAAAUAGGGGUGAAUAUCAGAACAAUGAAUAUUGUCAAAGUUAUGGUCAGGGGUAUUACAGCGGUGAAUCAGAAGGAAAUCUUUAUAAAAAAACCUAUAGUGCUAGAAAUAGAUUUCAUAAUAAUACUUACGAUGAUAGAAAUAGUAUUCACUAUUCGCAAUAUAACUCAGAUGGGAACUUCAAUCCAAGUCUUUAUAAUACACCACAUCUUGCUAAUGAAGUAUAUAACAGAUCAAUUAGAAACAAUAAUUAUAUUCAACAGGAUUUCCAACAAAAUAUAAUUGAUUAUUCAAGUGAAUAUUUAUUUCACGGAGUUAAUUCUAGAAAUUAUUACUAUAAACAAACUAGCCAAUUUAAUCAUAAUAUACAAAACAAUAUUGAGGGAACCCGAAUUAAUAGGAGAUCUGGUUUUGAAAAUAAUAAAUGGUAG
This is a messenger RNA of Cryptosporidium muris RN66, 3447 nucleotides long. RefSeq names its product 5'-3' exoribonuclease, putative. Gene Ontology annotation, molecular function: RNA binding; 5'-3' RNA exonuclease activity. NCBI's taxonomy places the organism in Eukaryota, Apicomplexa, Conoidasida, Eucoccidiorida, Cryptosporidiidae. Gene Ontology annotation, cellular component: nucleus. The record is from RefSeq and is a predicted model, not a curated record. The coding region runs from base 1 to 3447 and encodes 1148 amino acids. Gene Ontology annotation, biological process: nuclear-transcribed mRNA catabolic process. The transcript has a single exon.